CGCAGCCCGGCAGGUGCCGCCUGUCCUCGCCCUCCAGCUGCAGCCCCCCCGCCAUGGAGUCCCCGGUCCAGAUCUUCCGCGGGGAGCCGGGCCCCACCUGCGCCCCGAGCGCCUGCCUGCUCCCCAACGGCAGCGCCUGGUUCCCGGGCUGGGCCGAGCCGAACGGCAGCGCCAGCGCGGAGGACGCGCCGCUGGAACCCGCGCACAUCUCCCCAGCCAUCCCGGUCAUCAUCACGGCGGUUUACUCCGUGGUGUUCGUCGUGGGCUUGGUGGGCAACUCGCUGGUCAUGUUCGUGAUCAUCCGAUACACAAAGAUGAAGACAGCAACCAACAUUUAUAUAUUUAAUCUGGCUUUGGCGGAUGCUCUAGUUACCACCACCAUGCCGUUCCAGAGCACGGUCUACCUGAUGAACUCCUGGCCUUUUGGGGAUGUGCUGUGCAAGAUCGUCAUUUCCAUUGACUACUACAACAUGUUCACCAGCAUAUUCACCCUGACCAUGAUGAGCGUGGACCGCUACAUUGCCGUGUGCCACCCUGUGAAGGCUCUGGACUUCCGCACACCCUUGAAGGCGAAGAUCAUCAAUAUCUGUAUCUGGCUCCUGUCAUCCUCUGUUGGCAUAUCCGCCAUAGUCCUUGGGGGCACCAAAGUCAGGGAAGACAUGGAUGUCAUCGAGUGCUCCUUGCAGUUCCCAGAUGACGACUACUCCUGGUGGGACCUCUUCAUGAAGAUCUGUGUCUUUGUCUUUGCCUUUGUGAUCCCCAUCCUCAUCAUCAUUGUCUGCUAUACCUUGAUGAUCCUGCGCCUGAAGAGUGUCCGGCUCCUUUCUGGCUCCCGAGAGAAAGAUCGCAACCUCCGCCGGAUCACCAGGCUGGUCCUGGUGGUGGUGGCCGUCUUCAUCAUCUGUUGGACCCCCAUUCACAUUUUCAUCCUUGUGGAGGCUCUGGGGAGCACCUCCCACAGCACAGCCGCCCUCUCCAGCUAUUACUUCUGCAUCGCCUUGGGUUACACCAACAGCAGCCUGAACCCCAUUCUCUAUGCUUUUCUUGAUGAAAACUUCAAGCGGUGUUUCAGGGACUUCUGCUUUCCAAUUAAGAUGAGGAUAGAACGACAGAGCACCAGCAGGGUCAGAAAUACAGUCCAGGAUCCUGCUUACAUGAGAGAUGUGGAUGGGAUGAAUAAACCGGUAUGACUAGUCGUGGAAAUGUCUUCUUACGGUUCUCCAGGAAGAGAAGAGUUCAAUGACCUAGGUUUAACUCAGAUUACCACUGCAGUCUGAGACAGAAAGAUAGAAUUUUUAAUAAGCUUUUAGAAAUCUCAUGGUCUGAAGUCGUAAGAUGCAGGCAGCAUUAGUGACCCAGGUCACUGGGAGCAUCAAGGCUGUGGGGAUAAAGGACAAAAGAUCUGAGCAACAAACGUGCUCUUCUAUAGGGCAGGGAAGCAAGGCUGACUUCCAUUUCCCUUGACGGACAAAGAAACAGGCCUCUUUCUUCUGGUUACCUAGAUUUAGUUCAGCACCAAUCUGUGCUGGCUUUCAUAUACAACGUGGCUUCAAAAGUUCUGCUUAAGAAAAAAAGAAAAGACAGCACAUUGGGUUCAGAGCUUUGUGGGCAUCCAAAGCAGAUGUUUAAUAGUGACAGCAACAACCUCAACAAAGAGAAGAGCCAUUUCCAGGGCUGAUGCCCAGCUCACUUUGUGCUGUGUGGACACCCAUUUCUUGUGGCUGUGUGGUGAGGAUAUAGCUUAAGGAAGACUUGGACCCACACCUGAGGAGUCUCAUAUAUAGUAGGAUAUUAUCUUGACAUUUAUAAAAUUAUUUAAACAUGCAAAAGUUGGUUUCUAACAUAGCUUAAUUUCUUGAAAACUGCAGUUGUUGUUUUUUUAAGCAUGCUAUUCAGGUAAAUAAUCUUAUGAUAAAGCUUGUCCUGAUGUCAAGAAACAUAAAAUGGUUUGAAUAGCACUGAAAGAAUAUAUAGUUUUAUCUGUAAAUAAUUGUAUAUGCUCAAAUAAGGACUGGGUUUGGCUUCCAGCCAGGCAAUUUCUUGAGGGCACACUAAUGACAUCCCCCAAGAUGUCAUUAAGGUGUUAUUAUGAGUUGAUGCUGAGACUUUUUUGCUGCAACAUAAGCCACUCCUGGGAAUCAGUCAUGGUGUGAUAUCUUUCAAACUCCCUGAACACCAUUUAGUCCUUUAACAGUGCUCGUAACUCAUGUGUUAACAAGUAACAAAACCUGCAACUCACUCCCAAGUUGUAGGCUUGGACGAAUCUAGUUUAUUUGCCGUAUCUCUUUAUAAAUAUACAGCUAUUACCAGAUUCUCUUUAUUCAUGGAGUGGAUGGUAUUUUGCUUAUGUAGGUCUCCAGAUAUUAUUUGCAGCUUUCAGUGGGAAGUAGAAUUGUUCCUAAAUGUGUGCUGAAUGAGGGCAUUAUGUCACUCGUGGUGCCUGGACAUACCUUGCACGGUGUUCUAUGAAGGUCAUACCUGUUGAGGAUAAUGCCAUGAGUAGCACAUUUAGGGUAAUUUUGCUAAAACUUCUAGAUGACAAAUUCCCUCUUCUUUCCCCUGAAACUCAUAGUUUCAGAGGUAAUGGCUUUUUCUGUUGUGAAGUAUACUAUAAAGCAAAUAUAUUUCACAGGGCCUAGUUUCUUGU
Galeopterus variegatus (Sunda flying lemur) is the source of this 2647-nucleotide messenger RNA. It is a transcript of the gene OPRK1, whose product is annotated as opioid receptor, kappa 1. The coding region runs from base 54 to 1190 and encodes 378 amino acids. Lineage: Eukaryota; Metazoa; Chordata; Mammalia; Dermoptera; Cynocephalidae. Gene Ontology annotation, cellular component: neuron projection; membrane. The record is from RefSeq and is a predicted model, not a curated record. Gene Ontology annotation, biological process: sensory perception of pain; G protein-coupled opioid receptor signaling pathway; neuropeptide signaling pathway. The transcript is spliced from 3 exons. Gene Ontology annotation, molecular function: neuropeptide binding; dynorphin receptor activity.